Messenger RNA from Colletotrichum karsti, 1071 nucleotides. RefSeq lists its product as uncharacterized. Gene Ontology annotation, molecular function: ribosome binding. The transcript is spliced from 2 exons. Lineage: Eukaryota; Fungi; Ascomycota; Sordariomycetes; Glomerellales; Glomerellaceae. Gene Ontology annotation, biological process: intracellular monoatomic cation homeostasis. The record is from RefSeq and is a predicted model, not a curated record. Gene Ontology annotation, cellular component: mitochondrial inner membrane. Bases 1 to 1071 code for a protein of 356 amino acids.
AUGCGCGCCCCUUCAGCUUCGACGCUGCUCUGCGGCAGCGCGAGCUCCUACUCACCUUUCCUAUCCCUCGCCCUGAAGCCUAUGACGACUACGACCCCAUACCGCCGCCUCGCGAGCUCCCUCGCAUCCGAACAACCCGCCCCCGAACCCUCCUCCUCCUCCUCCUCGACGGCCGUCCUCAACCCGAAGAUCAACCCCCCGGCGUCCUCCCGCCCGGCGCCCCUCGAGCUCCCCGAGCGAGCGCCCGACCAGUCCAAGUUCUCCCACCUGCUGGCGCAGGCCAAGACGUACAUCAAGUUCUACAAGGGCGGCCUGUCCGCCGUGUUCGCCAACAGGCGGCACAUCCAGGGCGUCAUCGCCGACAGGGCCAAGACGGUCGAGGGCUUCCGCGCGCCCUCGGUCUUCACGCCGGGCCUGGUCCCCAAGGGCUUCAGCCGCGCCGACUGGGUCCUCCUCUGGCGCGUGCGCCACGACAUCCUCCGCGUGCCGCUCUUCGGCGUGGUGCUGCUGAUCUGCGGGGAGUUCACCCCGCUCAUCGUCAUCUUCGUCGACGGCGUCGUGCCGUACACCUGCCGCCUGCCGCGCCAGCUGGAGGCCAGCUUCGCGCAGGCCGAGGAGCGCCGGCGCAAGUCGUUUGCGGACUUUGAGAGGGCCGCGCCGCGGGGCGUCGUGUCCGGGAACGUCGCGGGCGCGGCGAGGAAGCACGUGCUCCGCAGCCUGCACCUGCCCGGCAUGAUGUGGGAUAAGAUGGGGCUCAUCCCGCCGGGCAUGUGGGCGAGCAAGGGACGUCUGAGGAUGGCUUUCUUGGAGGGUGAUGACAAGUUGCUGCUCCGCGACGGUGGCGCUGCUGGGCUCGAGGAGCAGGAAGCGCGGAUCGCGUGUACGGAGCGUGGUAUUGACUGCGCCGGCCGGAGUGACAAGGAGCUGAGGAGCUUGUUGGACAAGUGGCUUCAUCUGACCGACGCGGAGGAGAGUGUGGAGAGGAGGAAACGCUUGACGGUGAUGUUGACGACGAGAACCGAGAACUGGCCUAAGAACAGGGACUUCACCCUCCCUGAGUGGCAUCUCUGA